Messenger RNA from Silurus meridionalis, 3177 nucleotides. It is a transcript of the gene tsku, whose product is annotated as tsukushi small leucine rich proteoglycan homolog (Xenopus laevis). Bases 651 to 1706 code for a protein of 351 amino acids. NCBI's taxonomy places the organism in Eukaryota, Metazoa, Chordata, Actinopteri, Siluriformes, Siluridae. Gene Ontology annotation, cellular component: extracellular matrix. Gene Ontology annotation, molecular function: protein binding. The record is from RefSeq and is a predicted model, not a curated record. The transcript is spliced from 2 exons.
UAACACCCUUGUGUCUAAAUGAAUCUCGCACAAAUCUCCACAAAAUCUUUCCAGAAGUGUGGAAGUUCUUUUACCAGCAGUAAACAAGGACUAAACGUGGAACGGGGUGUUAAAAAGUUUACACUGUAGCGUGAUCACCGAUGUUGCGUAACUUGUGAACGCCUUCCUACCUGUCAAUCCAGGCACUGCGAGUCCUUUACAGCAAGCGUGAAAUGUUUGAUUUACGAGUCUUGGCUUUUCUUUUUAUAACAUGUUACGAUAGCUCGUUCUGGCACGUCGUACUUGUUACAGCAAAAAUUUAUUGUUUCGUGACAAGAUCAAAAGACGCCUCCAGGACGCUUGACGUAAAUUACCACGUGCUCGGGAUUGGAGUUUUGUUUCUAUUUCUGCAUAUAAAGAGGAAUACGAUGCAGUGAGUUACUGUUACCUCCCUGACAACAGCAACAUUUCAUCAUGUAUUUCGAUGAAACGUCUGUUUCUGCGUAACUGCGUAGGAACCAGAAUUGUUCAGAGACGAUCGUUUUAAACUAGAUUUUAUCUUUAAUUCGUUUUUAUCCGCCAUUUUUUUUUUUUUACAUUUAUUUAUUCAGUUGAGGAUUCGCUCAGGUGGUGCUGCGAUUCGAAUUCACAACCUUCAGACUACGAGCAUCAUGGCGGCCCUCCUGUGCCUCAGACUAUCCUCGCUGCUCGCCCUGGCCACAGCAGGAGGGGUGAAGAACUGCCAUCCGAAGUGCCGCUGUGAGGUGGAGAGCUACGGCCUGUUUGAUAGUUUCAGCCUCACCAAGGUGGACUGCAGUGGGCUUGGACCAGAAACCACUCCCAUUCCCAUCCCUCUAGAAACGUCCCACUUGGACCUGUCUCACAAUUCCAUUAGCUCCGUCACUGACUCCAUGCUGUCAGGACCCGGGUACACCACUCUGGUCAGCCUGGAUCUCAGCAGCAACCUCAUUUCACAAGUGAGCUCCAAGGCCUUUAACAAACUACGUUACCUGGAGACUCUGGAUUUGAGCCAGAACAUUUUGGAGAACCUCGGCGAUGGAUGCUUUUCCGGUCUCCCCUUAACCGAGGUGGAUCUCAGCGACAACAAAUUUGGCGAGUUUGACCUAAACGUAUUCAGCACACGAGGCCAGGAAACCCCUAUCAGUGUAGAUCUUUCGAACAACCUUCUCAGCACGGUUUCGAGAAACCCUCACCUUCAUGUGCCUUACAUCAAAAGCCUGAUGCUGGCAGGCAAUCAGCUAAGGAAGGUGCCCAGACUUGCUGGAAUUCCCUUGCAGUAUUUGAGCCUGGAUGGAAAUCUUAUCCUUGGUAUUGACGAAGGAGCCUUCGAGGAGCUGACGGAUCUUGUUUAUCUUUCUCUCAGUGGCCUCCCUGAGCUUUCGGUCAUCCAUCCGAACAGCUUCAGAGGCCUGAAAAAUCUCCAAGUCCUCGACCUUUCGAACAACUUUCAGCUCAAGACGUUGAGUCCAGAUGUGUUUAAUGGACUAAGUGCUUUACAGGAGCUCAAUCUCUCCAAAUCGGUGGUCACGCCGUUACCCGUCACCAUCUUUAACCACAUGCCCAGUAUUAAAAGUGCCACUCUGGGGCCAAAUAUGCACUGCUGGAAAACACACAAGCAAGGACAGUUUCACCGGCAGAUCGGACAGGCCAAAGCAAACGACAUUUUGACUUGUGACGUUCCAGGAAUCAUAUUGUACGCCACUUAACGAUAAGAAUUGAGCUCACUUUCAUUCUUUAGCGCCUUAUUUCCACAUGACCUGUUCACUGGGCCUCAAUUAUCAAGCUGUAAAUAUUUUCAGCGACCAAACCGAAGAUUCGUGGCAGAUUUACGAUUUAGCCUAACUUCAGUCAAGCCUAUUAAUUAUUUAUUAUUAUACAUAGAUGGUUCAUUUUGACUACAGAGAUUAUUUAUUUUUAUCCAUGCCCACAGAAUUCUAUAAAAUCUCAAUCUUACAAAGACGACUACACAGCAACGUUUCCAAUAAUGCAGCUCGGCCACUGCGGAGCUCCUUCCUGCAUUCCCUUUUAUUCUGAUUGGAAUUUCUUUUGGUUAUCACUUGAUGUGGAAGUGAUAGCUUAGUGGAUGGACUUCUAAACAGAAGAUCACAAGUUCAAUCCAAUGCUGGGCCCUUGUGCAAGGCCCAUAAUAAUUAGAAUAAUUAUGUUUAGUUCUACCAUGACACAGACGCUACCACUUCCCGUGUGUGCAGGGCGCCAUUACAUUUGCUCUGAAUUAAUGGCUUGGGUUAUAUAUCCUCAAAUUUCCUCAAUGUAUAGAAUAAUUAGUGUCUCAGCAGUUCUACAUUUUCUGCACCAUAUCAUUAAUUCGUUCACUUUUCUAAAUUGGGUCCACUUGAGGUUUUUUUUUUGCACAGGUGAUGUUUAUGAAUUUACACAUUUUCAGUAUAUAUAUGCAGAUGUAUUAUAUAUAGUAUUACAUGUUGAUUAGGAGUUGUUAUGCACUUUAAGUAGAACUGCCCUUUUUUGUAGCAUUUUUUUCCCAUUCUGAAUCCAGGCAUUUUUGCUUUUCCUCACAUUGUGGGUAUUUUUAUUUUUUUUACAUUCCAUGCAGUACGGACACUGUAUGUGCCUGGGGCAACUUUAAGAACCACUUUAUACAUUCUAGCCAAAGCUGAAGGAAAUUUCAGUGCCUUAAUGCAUACACAUACACUAUAUGGACCAAAGAUGUCCUACACAAUUUGUGCUGACGGAUUCAGGAGGAACCGCAUAUGCCUGGAGAAGUCAGAUGUCCACAGGAUUUUGUCCCUAUAGUGUAUUUCCAGUGUUGAACACGGAGUGAGUCGAUUGUGGGAUAUUUUGAAGUAUUUGCACAUGUUUUGGAUUUCAGUAUAGGUCCAUCCCUGUUCAAUAAAUUCUGCUUUCGAUCUGCGGAGCCAGACGACGCGCAGAAUCCUGAAUGAACCCGUACGCUGAGAAUAAAACAUCAUGCUCUUCCUAACAGUCUCAUGGCGUGUAAAUCAUAGGUUUCAUUCAGGUUGUGCAUUAGAAGCUCGAAUCACAUUUGAAAAAUGUUUCAGUUUUUGCACUUUAUGGUCCUACAUACGGAGAUUAAUGAAAAUAAAAUCAAUUUGUAAUUGUUGGUUUUUUUGUAUGAUUGUACAUUUAUACCAAAUGUGAACAUAUUAUCAGUAAAUAAAUGUGCUUUCUUUUUUUUAA